AUGGCGGUAACAGACUUUUUUGCCGGCGAGGUCGCCACUGAACUUAUCAGAAUGCUUAUAAAAAUAUCCCGCAAAUCCUUGUUCUGUAAGAGCAGCGCAGACGGGCUCAGAUCAAGCAUAGAGGAGCUUCUUCCCAUAAUUCAAGAAAUCAAGUACACCGGUGUCGAGCUCCCCGCCAUGCGCCAGUCCCAGCUUAACAAAAUUUCGGAGACUCUCAGUGAAGGCAAAGAGCUUGCCGAGAAGGUUAUGAGAUCAGGCCGAUGGAACGUCUACAAAAAUUUGCAGCUCGCAAGGAAGAUGGAGAAGCUGGAGCAAACUGUUUCUAGGUUCCUCAACGGACCUAUGCAGGCGCACAUACUGGCUGACGUGCACCAUGUGAGAUUCGAUACGGUGGAGCGGUUCGAUAAGUUGGAUGGGUCUACGAGGCGGAUUGAGCAGAGCCUCGCGGCGAUGAAGAUUGGGGUUGGGGGCGGAGGGUGGGUAGAGGAGGCGGUGAAGACAAUUGAGAUGGAGGAGGAAAGGGGAGAUGAGGAUAGUUUGGGAAAUUUGGGGGUGGGUUUGGGUUUGGGGAGGAGGAAAGUGAAGGAGUUGGUGAUUGGAAAAGAGAAUUUGAGGGUUGUGGGGAUCUGUGGGAUUGGAGGGUCUGGUAAGACCACUCUGGCUACUGAGAUUUGCAAGGAUGAUGAAGUCAAAUCUUACUUCAACAACAAUAUCUUAUUCCUGACUGUAUCACAGUCUCCAGAUCUGGGUCAAUUGAAGGGAAAGAUUUGGAAUUUCGUAUCAGGAGCUGGUGCCUGGGGUUCUAAUGAUGUAGUUCCACAUUGGAACUUGCAAUAUGAAUGUAAAAUUGAACCACGGAUGCUGAUUGUUUUAGAUGAUGUGUGGACACUUUCGGUGCUUGAAGAACUGAUUUUUAAAAUACCUGGCUGCAAAACUCUUGUUGUUUCGCGGUUCAAAUUCCAGGAAGUUUUUAAUGCUACUUAUGAAGUACAAUUGCUGAGGGAAGAUGAAGCUCUGUCUCUCUUUUGCCAUUCUGCUUUUGGACAGAAGUCCAUACCCCCUUCGGCAGAUGCAAAUUUGGUCAAGCAGCUUGUGAAUGAGUGUAAAGGCCUUCCAUUGGCUCUUAAAGUGAUUGGGGCGUCACUGAGGGACCAACCUGAAAUGUAUUGGGCAAGUGCAAAGAAAAGAUUAUCAAGAGGAGAACCCAUUUGCGAGUCCCAUGAAAAUAAACUGCUCAAUCGAAUGGCAAUAAGCGUGGAUUACUUGCCUAAAAAGGUUAGGGAGUGCUUCCUUGACUUGGGAUCCUUCCCAGAAGACAAGAAGAUCCCACUUGAUGUUCUUAUCAAUAUGUGGGUUGAGAUACAUGACAUUGAUGCGGAAGACGCUUUUGCUAUUCUUGUUGAGCUUUCAAAUAAGAAUCUUCUAGCUCUGGUAAAAGAUGCUCGCGCUGGAGAUGUGUAUACUAGUUACUAUGAUAUCUUUGUUACUCAGCAUGAUGUGUUGAGAGACCUUGCUCUUCAUUUGAGCAAUCGUGAAAGCAUAAAUGAUCGAAAGAGAUUGCUUAUGCCCAAACGAGACAUGGCGAUUCCGAAAGAAUGGGAGAGGAAUUCAGAUCAGCCUUUCAAUGCUCAAGUUGUUUCAAUUCAUACUGGUGAAAUGAAUGAAAUGGACUGGUGCCGGAUGGAGUUCCCUAAGGCUGAAGUGCUCAUCCUCAACUUUGCCUCAAAGGAAUACUUUUUGCCUCCUUUCAUCUAUGACAUGCCAAAGCUCAAGGCACUUAUAGUAAUCAAUUACAGCACAUUUAGUUCGACCCUCCACAAUUUUUCUGUUUUUUCUGAUCUGGCCAAUCUGAAGAGUCUCUGGCUCGAGAGGGUGUCGAUUUGUAAAUUAUCCGAGGAAACUAUCUCCCUUAAGAAUUUGCGAAAGAUGUCUCUAGUCCUAUGCAAGAUCAAUGACAGCUUUGAUGCAUCUGUUGUAGACCUGCCUCGUAUCUUCCCUUCACUCUCCGAGCUUUCAAUCGAUCAUUCUGAUGAUUUAAUGCAGCUCCCUUCAAGCCUUUGUAGGAUGGAAAGACUUCAGUGUCUUAGCAUCACCAACUGCCACAAUUUGAAGGAACUGCCUACUGAUUUGGGCAUGCUGAAACGCCUACACAUACUGAGAUUAUACGCUUGCCCGACUCUGAAGACGCUUCCUUCAACCAUCGACCAGCUGGUUUUGUUGGAGUACCUUGAUAUUUCUCAAUGCGUGAAUAUGACAUGUCUUCCAGAAGGGAUUGGUAGGUUAGCCGGAUUGAAGAAGAUCGACAUGCGGGAAUGCCCGCAGAUCUGGGAUCUGCCAGACUCUGCUGCAUAUUUGCGGUCUCUACGCCGCGUAAUUUGUGACGAAGAGGUAUAUUGGGUGUGGCAGGAUAUGAAGAAGGCAAUGCCAUUGCCUGAUCUUCACGUACAGGUUGCGGAGAAAUGCUUUAGUUUGGACUGGCUUAAUGAAUGAUCAUGUAUCAAGUCUGUAAAAUAUCAAUAAUUCCAUGUACAUUACUGUAAAAAUGCUGAUGUAGCUGAAAUUCCAAUGCUAAUAGUAGUAUAGAUUACAAUUUCAUGUUCCA
Molecule: messenger RNA, 2602 nt
Organism: Tripterygium wilfordii
Lineage: Eukaryota; Viridiplantae; Streptophyta; Magnoliopsida; Celastrales; Celastraceae
Product: probable disease resistance protein At4g33300
Exons: 5
Coding region: 1-2490 (829 amino acids)
Biological process (GO): defense response to fungus
Molecular function (GO): ADP binding
Source: RefSeq, a predicted model, not a curated record